Pieris napi is the source of this 3089-nucleotide messenger RNA. RefSeq lists its product as uncharacterized. Gene Ontology annotation, cellular component: synaptonemal complex; cohesin complex. Lineage: Eukaryota; Metazoa; Arthropoda; Insecta; Lepidoptera; Pieridae. The record is from RefSeq and is a predicted model, not a curated record. Gene Ontology annotation, biological process: mitotic sister chromatid cohesion; synaptonemal complex assembly; replication-born double-strand break repair via sister chromatid exchange. The transcript has 16 exons. Gene Ontology annotation, molecular function: chromatin binding; protein binding. Bases 726 to 2786 code for a protein of 686 amino acids.
UAUCACUUAGGGGUUUGAAAUAUAGAUAGUAGCCGAUUCUCAGACUUACUAAAUAUGCAUAAAAAAUUUCAUAAUAAUCGGUCGAGUCGUUUCGGGAAUGUAUGGGAUGCGAGAAUUUUAUAUAUACAUAUAUACAAAAAGAUGUUAUGUUGACAUUUUUAGUAAUGAAUCUAUGGUUAAACGAUUUUGUAGGCUUUUCUAGACAAAUUUGUUUAUUCUUGCUGGAGAUGUAUGGCGUCGAAAUGAAUAGAUUAUUUUUUAAUUUCGUUUAUGCUAAGGUAAUACUAACGCAAUUGCUAAAAGAAACGCCUAAGGGAUAAAAAACAAAAACGCUGAACCAUCAACCAGAUCUUAAAAUCUUCAAAAAAAAAAGGAAGACGCUAUAUUUCCAUAGACAAAUUCAACAUCAACAUGGUUGCUAAAUUUUCCCGCCAAAGUGCAAACAGCAAACGGGCGGGACGCGGGCAUCGGUUAUCCUUUCUAAACACACUAUCUAGUACAUAUUACAAUCUACAUACUUCUCAGUUCUUACUCUAACAACUCCCAGUGACAGUGAUUGAGAAUUAAUGUUAAUAAUAUCUAUUACAUAGAGAUUAAAAUUUUUAUUUCUUUCCUUUGAGUAAUUUAAUGUUUUUGAGAUAUAAUUUAAUUUUUGAGCCUUUCUAAUUAAUAUUUAUAAUUCAACGGUAUUUUUUUGACUAGUAUUUUCAAUAUAUAAAAAAGAAAUGUUUUACCCCGUCGAAUCUUUGAAAAGAGGUGGUAGAUUUUAUUUAUGUUGGGUUGCGGAUUCUUGGCCACAACGUUUUCAAGCCAUUAAUAAUCGUCAAAUUUGGUCUCAAGAUAUUCGACGAAUAUGUCAUGACCUUCAAGAAGUUAUAUGUCAGGAAUCACGUCGUCCAUCAAAGAGAUUCUCUCUUCGGUUAACAUCACAACUUAUUCACGGAUUAGUACUCUUGUAUCAUAGAAAAGUAAAUGUAUUAUUUGGUGAUCUUUGUAUGAUAGAAGCUCAUGCCAUGCACAAUACUAACAAGAGGUGUAAAUGGGUGGAUCAAGUGAGAGUUCAUGACCCAAGGUCAGCUCAGAUACCCAGACUAGUUAUUGAGGAAGUAGGAGAUGAAGAACAAGUAGAGGAACUUUUACAAAAAACUGGAAAUAUAGUAGCCUGUGUAGAUGAUAUUACAUUGCGAGAACCUACUCUGCCUGAAAAUCGACCUAUUUAUGAUGGCUUCGGUGAAAUGCACUUAGAGCUGCCGGUGAUAAGUGAUAGGACCAUCGAAUUGAUGCUCGGCCCCGAUGGAAGUGCGCAACAACAGAGCGUUAUAGACCCUUGGGGUCUGUCGCCCGACCGGUUGAUCGAUCAGUUGAGGGUUGAUAAAUCUGCACAUAUGGAAAGGGUCUCGGAUUAUGACAUUUCUCUAUUCAAUAAAACCACCGGAGCCGAACUACAAGCCCCUGGUGACUUUGGUAAAGAAAUUCCCGAUAUCCAGUUACCCGAAAUACCCGAUCCCCAAGAAAUACAAUUGGAAAUAGUCCCACAUGAGACUGAAAACCGAAAUAUGCCAAUGGAGAUUGAACAUAUUUCAUUAGAAGAAAUUCCGAUCGAGGAAUACCAAGCUCGGCAACACACAAGGAAACGCAAGCGCAAUGUAAUGAAGAUAGAUGAAAGUUUGGAGCUAGAAAAAGAGUACAUGCGGUCUCGUAUUAACGAUGUUACAGUAGAACAGCGCUGCCAGGACCCGGCCUCCGAUAUAUUACGAAGAGAAGUGUCCGUCCGACAAAUGUUACACCGUCCGACAUGCGCGGGCGCACGCAUUACGCAUAAUCUAGGACUGAAAAUCAGAAAAAUGUACUUGAACAGGCUUUGCAAGUUAGAGAGAUGUGAUGUGCCUGAGGUACCAAUGAUACAAAGGCAACAUCAGGAUACAAGGAUGAUAGUAGAAGAAACUGAAGGCCCUAUACUAGCGCCUGUGAUCGAAGAACCACAUAUACUUGGUCGAGAACAGGCAAUUCUUGAUGCCGAUGGAUCUGUUAAUAUUUCUGCGGUUGCACCAAAUGUUUCUGGUCUUGAACCAAACGUUUCCGCUCUUGGACCAAAUGUUUCCGCUCUGGGACCAAAUGUUUCUGGCUUUGAACCAAAUGUUUCCGCUCUUGACCCGAAUGCUUCAACUGCUGGAAGAAAUGUGGAGGAAAUUCAAGAUGUGUCACUUUUACCCACUCAAAAGAUAUCGGAAAUGCAAGUCCCAGAACUACCUGCGCCUAAAAGACGUCGAACGGUGGGUACAAAUGAAGCAAGGUUCAUGAUACAUACAGAAAACAAAGAGAACCAACCUCCCAACAAACAAUGGGACCAUCUCUCUGAAAUGCUCCAAGAAGCUGGCAUUUCCGAUAUACCUGAAAAUCUACCGGAAAGGGAAGUUGAGAAUAGUCAAAGGAAAAAAUCCAGAGAGAACAGUGAAACUCCUUUAGGAAGCCUCGAUAGGACAAAGGUGUCUUUGGGAGAUACUGACAGCUGCACGGAUUCACAGAAGGAGAUAAAAGAAAAUUGGGGAACAUUCAACACUAUGGUCAGAAUAUUCCAAUGUAAAGAUGCGAGAUGUGAUCCUCUUAAUAUGAUGGUACUUCUCGCGCGGGGUCCUGCUUUACCCGGACAUGGCCGGCUAACCGCCGCUAAAUGCUUUAGCUCGUUAUUGAAAUUGAAACAACAUGGAUUCAUAAGCAUUGAGAAAAAUCCUGUUACGCUAGAAAUAGUCAAUAUCAAUCUAGGACCCAGAUUCGACAGUCCUUGAUUAUUAUAUCAAAUGUUUAAUUCUUUUUGUAUUUUUUUUAUUAUGGUAGAAACCACUGAAAUGUAACCUAGGUGAAUAUAAAUAACAUUUGUUUGUUACUUUGCCUUGUUAAUAGGUCAACGGUGGAUAUUUUAUUAAUUGUCGUAUUUUAUAUCUUGAAUUCCUGGGGGCCUUCAUUCGAGAGAGUUAUAAGUUAUACUUAUGUACAUAUUUUUGAUAUGGUUGGGAAAACCAUUUUUUGUUAAAGUGUUUUUAUACGUGUCUGUUACAUGUUCUAUAUAAAUAUAUUAAGGUUACUGAAUA